Molecule: messenger RNA, 5289 nt
Organism: Marmota flaviventris (yellow-bellied marmot)
Lineage: Eukaryota; Metazoa; Chordata; Mammalia; Rodentia; Sciuridae
Source: RefSeq, a predicted model, not a curated record
GAGACUAGACCCGCUCGGAGGGAAGAGGAAGGCUGAGUCUCCCCUGCUGUUCCAGACCCAGAAGAACUGGAGCCUGGAGGGGGUGAGGGGAGAAGAAGGACCAGCGGGAGGGACUUGGCUUUCUCUCGCAUUUGAGGACAGCCCAUCUCCCUUCGAGAACCCCGCGGAGAGACGGACUGCAUCUCCGCCGCAAGCUUUUGGAGUACCGCUGCCCAGAAGGCGAAGGAUGGUGGUGGCUCCCAGAGCCCGCUGCAGAGCAGCGCUUUCUCUGUGGAUUGUCAGCAGCUUCAUCUGCAGAGCCUGGACGGCUCCCUCCACGUCCCAAAAAUGUGAUGAGCCACUGGUCUCUGGGCUUCCCCACGUAGCCUUCAGCAGUUCUUCCUCCAUGUCCAGCAGCUAUUCUCCAGGCUAUGCCAAGAUCAACAAGCGAGGGGGUGCUGGAGGAUGGUCUCCAUCUGACAGUGACCACUACCAGUGGCUUCAGGUUGACUUUGGCAACCGGAAGCAGAUCAGUGCCAUUGCAACCCAAGGGAGAUACAGCAGCUCCGACUGGGUGACCCAGUACCGAAUGCUCUACAGUGACACGGGGAGAAACUGGAAACCCUACCAUCAGGACGGGAAUAUUUGGGCAUUUCCUGGAAACACCAACUCUGACAGCGUGGUCCGACAUGACCUGCAGCAUCCUGUUGUCGCCCGCUACGUGCGCAUGGUGCCACUGGACUGGAACGGAGAGGGCCGCAUCGGGCUCCGCGUCGAGGUGUAUGGCUGCGCCUACUGGGCUGAUGUCAUCAACUUCGAUGGCCACGUCGUGUUACCAUACAGAUUCAGAAACAAGAAGAUGAAAACGCUGAAGGACGUCAUCGCCUUGAAGUUUAAAACCUCUGAAAGUGAAGGGGUCAUCCUGCACGGAGAAGGACAGCAAGGGGACUACAUCACUUUGGAACUGAAGAAAGCCAAGCUGGUCCUCAGUUUAAACCUAGGAAGCAACCAGCUGGGCCCCAUCUAUGGCCACACAUCUGUGAUGACGGGAACCCUGUUGGAUGAUCACCACUGGCACUCUGUGGUCAUCGAGCGCCAGGGACGGAGCAUCAACCUCACGCUGGACAGGAGUGUGCAGCACUUCCGCACCAACGGGGAGUUCGACUAUCUGGACUUGGACUACGAGAUAACUUUUGGAGGCAUUCCUUUCUCUGGAAAGCCAAGUUCCAGUAGUAGAAAGAAUUUUAAAGGCUGCAUGGAAAGCAUUAACUACAAUGGCAUCAACAUUACUGAUCUUGCCAGAAGGAAGAAAUUAGAGCCAUCAAACGUGGGAAAUUUGAGUUUCUCUUGUGUGGAGCCCUAUACGGUACCCGUCUUUUUCAAUGCUACAAGUUACCUGGAGGUACCUGGACGCCUUGACCAGGACCUGUUUUCAGUCAGUUUCCAGUUCAGGACCUGGAACCACAAUGGUCUCCUGCUCUUCAGUCACUUUGCCGAUAAUUUGGGCAACGUGGAAAUCGACCUCACAGAGAGCAAAGUGGCCGUCCACAUCAAUGUCACGCAGACCAAGAUGAGUCAGAUUGACAUUUCCUCAGGUUCUGGGUUGAAUGAUGGUCAGUGGCAUGAGGUUCGUUUUCUAGCCAAGGAAAACUUUGCUAUUCUCACCAUUGAUGGGGAUGAAGCAUCAGCUGUUCGGACAAAUAGUCCUCUUCAAGUUAAAACUGGAGAGAAAUACUUCUUUGGAGGUUUUCUGAACCAGAUGAAUAACUCAAGUCACUCUGUUCUUCAGCCUUCAUUCCAAGGAUGCAUGCAGCUUAUCCAAGUGGACGACCAACUUGUAAAUCUGUAUGAAGUGGCACAAAGGAAGCCGGGAAGUUUUGCAAAUGUCAGCAUCGACAUGUGCGCCAUCAUAGACAGAUGUGUGCCCAAUCACUGUGAGCAUGGAGGGAAGUGCUCGCAAACGUGGGACAGCUUCAAAUGCUCUUGCGAGGAGACAGGAUACAGCGGGGCCACCUGCCACAACUCUAUCUACGAGCCUUCCUGCGAAGCAUACAAACACCUAGGCCAGACGUCAAAUUACUACUGGAUAGAUCCUGAUGGCAGUGGACCUCUGGGGCCUCUGAAAGUUUACUGCAACAUGACAGAGGACAAAGUGUGGACCAUAGUGUCUCACGACUUGCAGAUGCAGACGACGGUGGUAGGCUACAACCCAGAAAAGUACUCGGUGACACAGCUCAUCUACAGCGCCUCCAUGGAUCAGAUCAGCGCCAUCACCAGCAGCGCCGAGUACUGUGAACAGUACGUCUCCUACUUCUGCAAGAUGUCCAGGCUGUUGAACACCCCAGAUGGGAGUCCCUACACGUGGUGGGUUGGCAAAGCCAACGAGAAGCACUACUACUGGGGGGGCUCGGAGCCUGGGAUUCAGAAGUGUGCCUGUGGCAUCGAGCGCAACUGCACGGACCCCAAGUACUACUGCAAUUGUGACGCAGACUACAAACAGUGGAGGAAGGAUGCCGGCUUCUUAUCCUACAAAGACCACCUGCCUGUGAGCCAGGUGGUGGUUGGAGAUACCGACCGGCAAGGCUCAGAAGCCAAACUGAGUGUGGGUCCCCUGCGCUGCCAAGGAGACAGGAACUACUGGAAUGCCGCCUCGUUCCCAAACCCGUCAUCCUACCUGCACUUCUCUACUUUCCAAGGGGAAACGAGCGCUGACAUUUCUUUCUACUUCAAAACCUUAAUCCCUCGGGGAGUGUUUCUGGAAAAUCUGGGGAACACUGAUUUCAUCAAGCUGGAGCUGAAGUCUGCCACAGAAGUGUCCUUUUCAUUCGAUGUUGGAAAUGGGCCAGUGGAGAUUGUAGUGAGGUCGCCCUCCCCUCUCAACGAUGACCAGUGGCACCGGGUCACUGCAGAGAGGAAUGUCAAGCAAGCCAGUCUCCAGGUGGACCGGCUGCCCCAGCAGAUCCGCAAGGCCCCAACGGAAGGCCACACCCGCCUGGAACUCUACAGCCAGCUGUUCGUUGGUGGCGCUGGAGGCCAGCAAGGCUUUCUGGGCUGCAUCCGCUCCUUGAGGAUGAAUGGAGUGACACUUGACCUUGAGGAAAGAGCCAAGGUCACAUCCGGGUUCAAAUCUGGGUGCUCUGGCCACUGCACCAGCUAUGGGACCAACUGUGAGAAUGGAGGCAAAUGCAUAGAAAAAUAUCAUGGCUACUCCUGCGACUGCUCAAACACAGCCUAUGACGGGACCUUUUGCAACAAAGAUGUUGGUGCGUUUUUUGAAGAGGGGAUGUGGCUUCGGUACAACUUCCAGGCACCUGCAGUCAGUUCCAAAGACUCGGGCAGUAGAGCAGAGAACUCUCUGGACCAGCAGCACUCGGGCCCAGACCUGGCUCAGGAGCAGAUCCAUUUCAGCUUCAGCACGACCAGGGCACCCUGCAUCCUCCUCUACGUCAGUUCUCUCACCACGGACUUCUUGGCAGUUCUCGUCAAACCCACCGGAAAUUUGCAGAUUCGAUACAACGUGGGAGGCACCAGAGAGCCGUACAAUAUCGAUGUAGACCACAGGAACAUGGCCAACGGACAACCCCACAGUGUCAACAUCACCCGUCAUGAGAAGACCAUAAUGCUCAAGCUUGAUCAUUAUCCUUCUGUGAGUUACCAUCUGCCAAGUUCAUCCGACACACUCUUCAAUUCCCCCAAGGCGCUCUUUCUUGGAAAAGUUAUAGAAACAGGGAAGAUUGACCAGGAGAUUCACAAAUACAACACCCCGGGAUUCACAGGCUGCCUCUCCAGGGUCCAGUUCAACCACAUCGCCCCACUCAAGGCCGCCCUGAGGCAGACCAACGCCUCGGCCCAGGUGCACAUCCAGGGCGAGCUGGUCGAGUCCAACUGCGGGGCCUCCCCGCUGACACUGUCCCCCAUGUCGUCUGCCACCGACCCCUGGCACCUCGAUCACUUGGACUCAGCCAGUGCUGAUUUCCCAUAUAAUCCAGGACAAGGACAAGCUAUAAGAAAUGGAGUCAACAGAAACUCGGCUAUCAUUGGAGGGGUCAUUGCCGUGGUGAUUUUCACCAUCCUCUGCACCUUGGUCUUCCUCAUCCGGUACAUGUUCCGUCACAAGGGCACCUACCACACCAACGAAGCCAAGGGAGCCGAGUCCGCGGAGAGCGCCGAUGCUGCCAUCAUGAACAACGACCCCAAUUUCACAGAGACCAUUGAUGAGAGCAAAAAGGAAUGGCUCAUUUGAGGGGUGGCGAUUUGGCCAUGGGAUAGGGAGGGGGGACUUGUAGAGAGAAGGGAAAGGGACAAGAGCACCCCGCUUCAUACUCCUGAGCACAUCCUUAAAAUAUCAGCACAAGUUGGGGAAGGCAAGCGACAGAAUAUUCUUGAGACUGAUCACUAUAAAAAUACUUUUUAAUAUUUCUUUAUAGCUGAGUUCCCCCUUCCGUAUCAAAAGAGAAUAAUACAGAAAAUGCUUUUAGAGUUUAAGCAAUGGUUGAAUUUGUAGGUAAUAUCUGUCUUAUUUUGUGCGUGUUUAGAGGUGUUCUAAAAUCCCGUGGUAACAGGGCAAGUUUUUUACAUUUUUAAGAGCCCUUAGAAUGUGGAUAUUUUUUCUUGAGAAAAAAAAAAAACUGAUGUACAUCCAUCCAUAUGGCCUCCAACAUCCUCUUCCUUUUGCAUAGAGUCAACUUUUAAUGGGCUGUCGUAGUAACUGGUUUGUGUUCAUAUAAUAUUUCUUUUUGUGUCCUGUAAAUUGGAAAAGGGAAGAAAAGGACAAAGAGAACCGGUUUUCCAGUUUUCAGAGACCUCACUCUCUGCCACUUCUCUGAGGGCUCCAGCCCACACAGGUGGCUGGAAGAAAGAUGGAUGUGAUCAACACAACCGGAGAGAGCGAGGAAGAACAGGGAAAGAAGUGCACCUUGGGUCGUUGGUUUGAUUUUCCAUUGAAUUCUAUGAGAUAAUACUGUCCCAUGUAUGUAGUCUUAGAUCUACUCAAUAUCUGUAACUAUCAGCUACAAUACUGUGGUGACCACCUUACAAAAGAUCUUUCCUGUUUUACCUGCAGCACAUUAUAUAUGUAGACACACCUCAGUGGGGAAUUAGAGCCAGAUCGUAUGAUUUGUUUGCUCUGUUUUUCUUUUAUAGUUGUAGCAAAAGUAUGGACACUUCCUAGCGAAUGCAUAUAUUAGGUUGCUUUUCUUACUUUGCUUUAAAUCUCAAGUUUUAAAACCCCUGUGAUAAAAUCCUAGCAGAUAGAGCCCUCUGAAUGACACAACACAAUAAAGCCAAGUUAUUAUUGCUGUGACUCUGGAA